Messenger RNA from Ctenocephalides felis (cat flea), 1377 nucleotides. RefSeq names its product serum response factor homolog B-like. The coding region runs from base 103 to 1377 and encodes 424 amino acids. The transcript has 4 exons. Gene Ontology annotation, biological process: chromatin organization. Gene Ontology annotation, cellular component: nucleus. The record is from RefSeq and is a predicted model, not a curated record. Lineage: Eukaryota; Metazoa; Arthropoda; Insecta; Siphonaptera; Pulicidae.
AUAUAUACGUAUUUAUUUCAAUCAGAAAUUUUAAUUGUUAAACUUAUAGAAUUUUAUUGUGGAACUAUAUAUUCGAAAAUAGGGCUAGCGUGCUGAAGAAAAAUGUCGCAAAAUCUUCUGCAAGAUAUAUUACAAGGUUUUGUAAAUGAAGAAAACUUAUAUCGUUGGUUGAUAAGUGACGUAACGGACAAUGUUUUGUCUGCCACAUAUAAUUGUACAAAAACGGAUUUUAUAUUUUACUAUCUGAAUUUUGUGAGAAGCCAAACAAACAGAUUUUUAAAAAAUGAUGAAAAUCCAAAUGAAUCAAAUGAUAGAAGCAGAAAUUAUACAGGAUCUACUCACUUUUCCAAUAGUGCGCAUGAUUCUAAUACAAGUUUAUUACAAAAUGAAUCCUAUAUCGAGGAAGGAACAAAUAUUCAAGAGAAAAAUAUUAUUGGUUCAAAUAAGAUUAUACAUAAUUCUCUACACAUUGACAAUGCUUUUAAUGAAAACGCUUUCAGCCCAGUUCCUCAUUCUGGUAACACAAAACUGAAUGAAUCAUCUGGGUCUGUUUAUUUCAGUACUCCAAACGAUCAAAAAAAGAGAAACAACUCAAUUUCAAGUAAAUCCUAUUCAAAAUCCCAAAAGUCAAUUGAAAGGGUUUCCAUAAAUUUUGGUGAUUACAUUCAGAAUGCUUCUAGCAAAAAACAUAAGCACCAUUCUGCAAAUAAGUCAAGAAGUAUAAAUACUUCGAAUGAGAAAUCAGAUUUAACUUGCAGUGUAGAUCAAAACACUACUGAAAAUAGUUAUUGUAAAGAUAUCACAGGGACACCUGAAAGUAGUAGAUCAAAUUUAGAUAGCCAAUUUCCAGCACUUGGAGAGAGACUUUCAUUUCAGAAGAGUAACUCAGUAUCUAAAAUUAAUCGAAGCAAGCGUAUAAAACCUACUUCACUAAAUUUUAGUGACUGUGAUAUAAAUAAAAGUGAUUCUAUCAAGACUAGUUUCAACGACAUUAAUGAAAGGCAACAAAACUGUAAUUCAUCGAGUAAUAAUUUCCAAAUGGAACGGUCUAUUCUUCGAAAUGAAAAAGAUUUUAUAAAAAAACAAUUUGAGAAUAGUAAACAUAUAAAAACGAUUUUCAUUAAUCCAAAAGAAAAAAGUACUGUUGUGAAAGUAUCAGAUCCUGGAGAUAUUUUGCAAGUCACAAGAAGAAAGGAAUUAGAUAUUUUAGCAAAUAUUUAUAAUGUGAUACUAAAUAAUAAUUUAGUUGUAAAUUUUUUUAGUGAAUUAAAUUUCAUAUUUUCUUUGUUGAAUGUUGAGAAAAUUGAUGACCAAACAGAUAAUUCUGAUCUAUUUCCAACUUUUCAUAAUUCAGAAACAAUUUUUUAUUCUGCUUGA